CUCGGAGACGUGCGCGUCUGCUGGGCCUCGGGUCCAGGUGGCUGCGGCGGCCCUCGGCGCUCGCGGGCCAUGUCGUGGCUCUUCGGCAUCAAGGGCCCCAAGGGCGAAGGCGCGGGGCCGCCGCUGUCCCUGCCGCCCGCGCAGCCCGGGGCCGAGGGCGGCGGGGAUCGCGGCGCGGGGGACCGGCCAGCGCCCAAGGACAAAUGGAGCAAUUUUGACCCGACGGGCCUUGAGCGCGCGGCAAAGGCGGCGCGCGAGCUGGAGCACUCGCGACACGCCAAGGAGGCGCUGAGUCUCGCGCAGAUGCAGGAGCAGACUCUGCAGCUGGAGCAGCAGUCCAAGCUCAAAGAAUACGAGGCCGCUGUGGAGCAGCUGAAGAGCGAGCAGAUCCGCGUGCAGGCUGAGGAACGGAGGAAGACUCUGAGCGAGGAGACACGGCAGCACCAGGCUAGGGCCCAGUACCAGGACAAGCUGGCCAGGCAGCGCUACGAGGACCAGCUGAGGCAGCAGCAACUUCUCAAUGAGGAGAACUUACGGAAGCAGGAGGAGUCUGUGCAGAAGCAGGAGGCCAUGCGGCGAGCCACCGUGGAGCGGGAGAUGGAGCUGCGGCACAAGAACGAGAUGCUGCGGGUGGAGGCUGAGGCACGUGCCCGGGCCAAGGCCGAGCGUGAGAACGCGGACAUCAUCCGCGAGCAGAUCCGCCUGAAGGCUGCCGAGCACCGCCAGACCAUCCUGGAGUCCAUCAGGACAGCUGGCACCCUGUUUGGCGAAGGAUUCCGUGCCUUUGUUACAGACUGGGACAAAGUGACAGCCACGGUGGCCGGACUGACACUGUUGGCCAUCGGGGUCUAUUCCGCCAAGAACGCCACGUCCGUCGCAGGGCGGUACGUCGAGGCCCGGCUGGGGAAACCGUCCCUGGUGAGGGAGACCUCUCGCAUCACGGUGCUGGAGGCGCUGCGGCACCCGCUGCAGGUCAGCAGGCGGCUCCUCAGUAAGCCUCAGGACGCAUUGGAGGGCGUUGUCCUCAGCCCCAGCCUGGAGGCACGUGUGCGGGACAUUGCCAUUGCGACGAGGAACACCAAGAAGAACAGGAGCCUGUACAGGAACAUUCUGAUGUAUGGGCCUCCUGGGACCGGCAAGACGCUGUUUGCCAAGAAACUCGCACUGCACUCGGGCAUGGACUACGCCAUCAUGACGGGUGGGGAUGUGGCCCCCAUGGGGCGAGACGGUGUGACUGCUGUGCACAAGGUCUUCGACUGGGCCAGCACCAGCCGGCGAGGCCUGCUGCUCUUCGUGGACGAAGCGGACGCCUUCCUCAGGAAGCGAGCGACUGAGAAGAUAAGCGAGGACCUCAGGGCCACCCUGAACGCGUUCCUGCACCGGACAGGCCAGCACAGCAGCAAGUUCAUGCUGGUCCUGGCCAGCAACCAGCCCGAGCAGUUUGACUGGGCCAUCAAUGACCGCAUCGACGAGAUGGUCAGCUUCGACCUGCCACGGCUGGAGGAGCGGGAGCGCCUGGUGAGAAUGUAUUUUGACAAGUAUGUUCUUAAACCAGCCACAGAAGGAAAGCAGCGCUUGAAGCUGGCGCAGUUUGAUUAUGGGAAGAAGUGCUCAGAGAUCGCACAACUGACGGAGGGCAUGUCGGGCCGGGAGAUCUCCCAGCUUGCUGUGGCGUGGCAGCCGCUGAUGGACACUUGGGCUGCUUCCACCUUUUGGCAGAGUGUGAACAAUGCUGCUGUGAGCAUGAGUGUGCAAACAUCUCUUCCAGACCCUGCUUUCAGUUCCUCAUGGCUUGCUAAGCAGUUCGUAGGUCCAUGCCCAGGAUCCGAACCUGCAAACCCCGGGCCACCGAAGCAGAGCGCGAGAACUUAACCACUACACCAUCGAGCUGGCCCCUUGCCUUUUUUUAAAAUAAACUUUUAAAUAUUUUUGAGUAAUUUGAGGUUCCCAGAAAAUUUGCAGGGAUAGCACAGGGCGCUCUCGUGUGCCUCUUGCCCCCUUGCCCUGUUGUGAAUGUCUCAUCACGAGGCACAUUUGCACAUCACUACUGCCUCCCCCUUGGACUCCAUCUCACCCCAGGACCCCAUCCAGGAUUCCCCAUUACAUUCAGUUGUCAGGUCUCCCCAGGCUCCUCUGGGCUGUGACAGUUCCUCACAUGUCCCUAGUUUAUGAUGAUCUUGGCAAUUUUGAGGAGGGCUGGUCAGGUGUUACGUAGAAGGUCCCUCUGGGUUUGUCUGAUGUUUUUCUCAUGAUUAGACUGGGAUUGUGGGUUUCAGGAGAACCCAGAGGUGAGGUGCCCUUCUGGUCACAUCAUAUCAGGGGUACCUGACAUCCACAUGACAUCAGAGAGACCUUGGCCUGGAUCACCUGCUUAUGGUGGUGGCCGCCAGGUCUCUCCACGGCAAAGUCACUGUUUUCCCCUUUUCCUCAUGUAUUUGGAAGUGCAUCACUAAGGCCAGCCCCUUGGGUGAACGUGUCAGCUUCGGUGCUCUGAGAUUCCAGAAGGAGCAGCUGCACUCCCUCUACCUGCCCCUUUCCGCGAGGAAAGCUCAGACCCUGACCCACGCGAGCCCCAAGGCCAGAGCGCUCCCCGUAGGUCUCUUCCCUUCUGUCCUCUCCUACUGUUCAGAGCCCGUGUGCUCUGAAGAGGCGGCAGGGGCAGCCCCUCUCUCCACAGCUUUGCCUUGGCACUGAGGACGGCCAUGUCCUGAGGACAGGGCCAGCCUGUGUGAGCAGAGCAACUGAUCAUUUUAGAUGGUGGGAACUUGCUCACGAUGCCCCACAUGGGCCAAAGCCGCUCAGGUCGCUGGAGGGAGAGAGCUGGACUGGCUCAGGCCCCCCUGAGCUUGGUGGACACCGAGUGCUGUCCUCACACUGGCCGUGUGUCACACCUCCGGCAGAGUGACAGGCUAGGUGACAGGAAGCAGGUGGGGCACUGUGUCAUCUGGGAGGGGGGGCGGCCUGGCCACAGGUGACCUGCCUGGUAGUUGAGGUGAUGUGGACAAUACAGGGGCCCGAGUAGCAAAACUUAGGUGCCUGCACCCAUGCCUGCCAAAGUUUGGAGUGGGAUUCCUGGGCAGUGGCCUGGCUUUCAGCAGCCCACGGUUCUGGGAGGACUGUUUGCAGACAGUGGGGGCCCUGUGAGAGGUAGGUCCUGGUGGAUGACAGCUACUAAGUGUUCGGGGGCAGUUUGACCUGGUGAGGCCACUCUGACUCAGUCGGAAUUGUUGGCGCUCCUGGGGAGCUCUCUGCCCGGAUCCUUGCCGUCCCCUUGGUGUCAGAAUGGACCUGCCCCCGAAUGGCCUAUGGUGGUUCUGCUCUCUGCCCUGGCUCUGAGGGCAGCUCUGCUGUCCAUGAAGGAGGGGCCCUCCAGGUCAGGGCGUGGGGUGGGGGGCUGCUUCCUGACAGCUGGCCUCAGGCUUUCUGCUUGUAGCAAGUCGUUGAGAAACUCAGUGGGCGAGAAGGCAGCCUGAUGGCAGCCGGGACGCAGGCAGGGCCGUGGGCGUUACCGGGACGGCAGCCACCUAGGCUGCGGAUUCGCCUGUGACUACACGUGUGUGGGCACACUUACAUGCACGGGGGGUGAGGAGUGUGCUGUGGGCAUGUCAGAAAGGCCAGUAUCCUCUUGAGGCUGAGUGCAGGCCCAGGGGGAGGGUGCUGGCCAGCCAUCUCUCUGGUGGACUCAGCAUCCCAGGCUUUGUAUUCUACCUUCCCCCGCCCCGCAGGAGGCCUUCCAGUUGUGGAGGGCAUCUCCAAGAGACGGGCUCACCGGUGGGGGCCAAGUGGCAGCAAGGGUGGGUCUGGCCCUGUCCUGCAGGAUAGACAGUUCCUGGUGACUUGUGGGCCCUGAAAGCCUGAGGCCGGGAGACCCUUGCCUCGUGCAGGCAGCCUCUCUGGUGCCCUCCCUCAGCGCUCUUUCCC
Diceros bicornis minor is the source of this 3921-nucleotide messenger RNA. RefSeq names its product ATPase family AAA domain-containing protein 3. The record is from RefSeq and is a predicted model, not a curated record. NCBI's taxonomy places the organism in Eukaryota, Metazoa, Chordata, Mammalia, Perissodactyla, Rhinocerotidae. The coding region runs from base 70 to 1872 and encodes 600 amino acids. Gene Ontology annotation, molecular function: ATP hydrolysis activity; zinc ion binding; ATP binding. Gene Ontology annotation, cellular component: mitochondrion. Gene Ontology annotation, biological process: mitochondrion organization. The transcript has 17 exons.